Messenger RNA from Amphibalanus amphitrite, 2369 nucleotides. Its product is annotated as transforming growth factor beta regulator 1-like. The transcript has 4 exons. Gene Ontology annotation, cellular component: nucleus. The record is from RefSeq and is a predicted model, not a curated record. Gene Ontology annotation, biological process: regulation of cell cycle. Bases 135 to 1649 code for a protein of 504 amino acids. Lineage: Eukaryota; Metazoa; Arthropoda; Thecostraca; Balanomorpha; Balanidae.
GUCUCUAGGGUUGCUUGCUCUAAGGCAAGGCAUGAAGCUAAGAAGUGUUUGGGAAGAUCAAGAUAGGUACUCAGUCUAGAAAAUAGAAGUUACAUCAGAGUCCAGAGUUAUCAUAAAGUUCCACUAAAGCUGUGAUGCCAAACCCAUCUCAGCUCAUGGGAGCUUCAUCCCUGAGCCUAGCCAAGAAGAAAAGAUCAAAAGCUGUAAAAGCCAAAGCUCUGAAAAGCCAUGAACUGGACUCUAGCCCCAAAGCAAAGUACCGGCGGCUACGGAAGAUGGUGCGUGCUCUCGUCUACGAAAACGGCGCACUUUGUGACGAGACGGCUCGCGCACAGCGUCUGGUACUUCAGGCCCAGGAGGAGCGCCGAUUUCUGCUGCAGAAACUGAUUCAGUUUGAGCAGCAGUGUGCGACACCAGCGCCCCAAGCGGCCGCCGCCGGAACUGGGGCUCGGUCAGCCACUCACACUAAUGCGUCCAUUGCUAGCGCGGCUAACACAGCAGCGGCAGUAGGCAGAAUGGCAUCAACACCCGUAGCCAAUGCAGUACUUCUGCCAGUACCAGCAGUCUCUCUUGCUGGGAUCCCCACCGCGCGAUCAGUGGCGCCUCUGGUGGCGACGCCUGGAACCAGCACUUCUCAUAUCACACCCCUGGUGGCGCCAGCGUCGGUUGGGCGGUCUGCCGCGCCUCUGAUGGCCAGUGUGGGUACCGUCCGCCCCCACACCACACCAGUUGCGGUGGCGGUGGCCAGAGGGUCUGCAGGGCGGACGCCGACUCCUCUACCUGUCGUAUCAGCUACGGUUGAUGGCCUACCAACACCUCUAGUUGUAAGCGCGGGGACUUCAAGAGCUGCAAUUCAACCAUCGGGGACCUCGCUACAGCAGUCGUCUUCCCAGACCGUGGGAGCUCUCCCCUCUCACUCUACCUCCCCUCAGUGGAGACCCGCUCCCGCUCUACCCAGCCCCCGCACCUCUACUCCCUCCGUCUCUCGUCGUGUCGCUCGAGGUCCACGCCGUCUCGUAUCUGCUCUGCCCCGAGACGCGUCUGGUGUAGUGGUGUUGCCUUUGCGUCUGGGAGGCCUCACUCUACAGAGCUUGGGCCGUGUGUUACCAGAUCGACCAGCCUACCACUCAACCACCGCCCUCUACCCUGUCGGAUUCGUGUCUCUACGACGUUUUAUCAGUGUGACUACGCCCCGCCGAACUGGGGUAUACCGAUGUGCCAUCGAAGACGGCGGCGCGCACCCCCGCUUUUCCAUCACGUCCAUCACUCAGACGUCUGAAGGAAAUGACAGCGCUGACCCAUCACCAGAGUCUUCCACAGUCUCUUCAGCACCUUCUUCCUCUUCCCAACCCGUGACAUUCCUUGGAAAAAGCGCAGACGAGUGUCACCGCCAACUUCUUCAGCGUCUAUCUGGGGCACUUGGACGUCCCCUGCCGGCCUCAUGCCGCGUGGUCGGAGAAGCGUUCUUCGGUCUGACCCACCCUUCCGUACAGCAGCUGCUACAGGCUUCAGCAGGGGCGGCCCAGUGCGGGAGGUAUAGGAGUGUGGCGUUUGAGGUGACUGAAGCGACUGUGGCGGUGCCUGGGGAGACUGAGCCGAGUGUAAACGGGUCGGCGCUGUGGGCUAGGCUGGUGGAGGGGGCCCAGUGAGGAUAGAGCGCGGUCACUGAGCAUAGAGGGGUCACUGGUCAGUGAGUAUAGAGGGGUCCAAUGAAAGACAGAGGGGCCCGAUGAAGGCCCAAUGCCGGAUAGAGGGCCCCAAUGGAGGAUAGAGGGGCCCAAUGAACGCAGUAGGUUAGCGGCCCAGUUGAGGGACCGUGCUGUGAGCCUGGCUAGUAGAGUUGGCCAGUGAAUAUAUGUAUGUAUGUUUGUAUGUAUGUAUGUAUCUAUGAAUGUAUGUAUAUAUAGACAUCACAAGACUUCCACAUACAGCGUGGCGAUUACGGCAUAUGGGGGCCCCCAGUGACCACAGAGGGCCCGCACUGUGAGCCCACCGAGGGCAGACCUGGGACUGAGCUAUGGGUCUUGCUGAGAGUGGGUCCAGUGAGGAAGGAGGUCAUAGAGGCCGAUGCGGUGGGGUCCAGCGACAAAGUGACCACGCUCCGGGCUCAGAGUUUAGGACUGAGCUGUGGAUUCAGCCGGCAAAGGUCCACUGGGGUCAGAGGGGAAUGAAGUGCCUCCGGUCGGUAAACUGAGGGGCGGGAGGGCGUGGAACGUUUUCAGGGAACGAUAUUGACUUAUGUGUAAGCCUGUCGACUGUGUUUUGAUCUCAUUGUAAAAUAGAGUGUGAACUUUCAUUUGUUGAUACGCUUGCUGACGUGGAGAAAGCUUCGCCCAAGGAAUAUGUCGAACAAAUACAGCUUUUAUUGA